Arabidopsis lyrata subsp. lyrata is the source of this 1000-nucleotide messenger RNA. RefSeq names its product dof zinc finger protein DOF1.5. The transcript has a single exon. NCBI's taxonomy places the organism in Eukaryota, Viridiplantae, Streptophyta, Magnoliopsida, Brassicales, Brassicaceae. The coding region runs from base 167 to 688 and encodes 173 amino acids. Gene Ontology annotation, biological process: regulation of DNA-templated transcription. Gene Ontology annotation, molecular function: DNA-binding transcription factor activity; DNA binding. The record is from RefSeq and is a predicted model, not a curated record.
UACGAAAAAGAUAUAAUAAAAAAAAAAUUCACAAAAUCUUUUUACAAAAAAAAAAAAAAAGAUUGAAAUCCUUCCUAUAAACGUCUCUUCUCUCUUUCAUCACUGCAAGAAACUUAAUCACAACUCUCUUCUUUCUUUGUCUCUCUCUCUCUCUCUCUCAUUUUUAAUGGCGACCCAAGAUUCUCAAGGGAUUAAACUCUUUGGCAAAACCAUAACAUUCAACGCCAACAUCACACAGACAGUUAAAAAAGAAGAGCAGCAACAACAACAGCCAGAGUUACAAGCAACAACACCCGUUAGAUCAUCAUCGUCGGAUCUGACGGCUGAGAAGCGUCCAGACAAGAUCAUCCCAUGUCCGAGAUGCAAGUCCAUGGAGACUAAGUUCUGUUACUUCAAUAACUACAACGUUAAUCAACCACGACACUUCUGCAAAGGUUGUCAGCGUUACUGGACCGCCGGUGGAGCUCUCCGGAAUGUUCCCGUCGGUGCCGGUCGUCGAAAGUCCAAACCUCCGGGACGUGUCGGUGGGUUCGCCGAGUUGCUUGGAGCUGCGACUGGAGCCGUUGAUCAAGUGGAGCUGGACGCUUUGCUAGUGGAAGAGUGGCGAGCCGCCACUUCUCACGGUGGUUUCCGGCAUGAUUUUCCCGUGAAGAGACUUCGUUGUUACACCGAUGGUCAAUCUUGUUAAUUAUUUUUACAUUUUUAGUUGUUUGUUUUCGGGUUUGGGUUUGGGUGGUUUGCUAUAUUUAACCCGUAGAAAGAAAGAACGUGGUUAAAUUUGCUUUGCUUUGAUUACUCUGGAUAUGUACAGGCUAGCAACAAAAUUUAACUAGUUAAUUACUAAUUAAUUAGUAGGUUUUUAAGACUUGCUUCUCUACUAAACAGCUGUCGCUAUUUAAUUUCUCUUGUUGAAAAAAUUUUAGUUGUAAAUUGAAGCUCGUGGCCGAGGGAUUUUCCUUGUCGUUGACCAUUAAUUACCAUCAUCGAAACUAUUUUAUUA